This is a messenger RNA of Sodiomyces alkalinus F11, 1723 nucleotides long. Its product is annotated as galactose mutarotase-like protein. The coding region runs from base 255 to 1412 and encodes 385 amino acids. The transcript has 6 exons. The record is from RefSeq and is a predicted model, not a curated record. Gene Ontology annotation, biological process: beta-D-galactose catabolic process via UDP-galactose, Leloir pathway; glucose metabolic process. Lineage: Eukaryota; Fungi; Ascomycota; Sordariomycetes; Glomerellales; Plectosphaerellaceae. Gene Ontology annotation, molecular function: aldose 1-epimerase activity; carbohydrate binding.
GGCUGAAUUCCGAGUCCUGACCAACGUGCGAGAAACGAGACCAAGACCUCGGGGCCGGCUCUGCCUGUCAAGGAAUAAUUUGAGGAGGGGAGGGGGCCUAGGUAUUUGUAGAAAUAUCUCACUAGCCCAGCAACUCGGACUUUAAGGAUGCAUAGUUCUCCGAGUCGGGAAGAUAACACACUGGAAUCGCUGCACUCCCGUCCUCAAACCCGCGAUUUCACCACAACAGAUAACGCAGAUCAAAAACUCGAAUCAUGGGAUCGAAUUCGUCGAGAGUCCAAGUGCCGGCGACGGCGUCAAACGUCCCCAAGCCGGGUGAAGAUGGACGAUAUACCAUUUCGGCCAAAGGCAUUAGGGCUCAGUUCAUCCCUUACGGGGCUACCCUGACGAACCUCUUCGUCAAGGACAAGCACGGCAACGAAGUCGAUGUCGUGCUUGGCUACGACGACGCAUCCUUCUACCCUGUUGACCCCGGUCACCCCGUAUACAACGCCAUCCCGGGCCGCUACGUCAACCGGAUCGGCGGCGCCGAAUACACCAUCGACGGCAAGACCUAUCGAACCGAGAAAAAUGACGGCCCUGGGAACACCCUCCACAGCGGAGGGAACAACUGGUCCUGGCGCUUCUGGGACGUCCUCGACGUCAGUGCCUCUGCCAUCACUUUCUUCAUCUCCGAUCCGGAGGGCGCCUCGCAGGGAUUCCCGGGCAGAGUAGACUGCAAGGUCACUUAUAGCGUUAGUGAUGGUGGACGUUGGGAUAUCAAGAUGGAAGCUGUUUCGCCCGAGGCCAAAACCCCCCUCAUGCUUACCCAACACACCUACUUCAACCUCGAAGCCUACCGCAACCCAGACACCGACACCGUGUUGGAGCACACCCUUCACAUGCCCCAUGCCAAGCGCUACCUCCCUCUCGACCCCCACGGCCUACCCACCGGCGAGAUUUCCCCCGUCGCAGGCCCCGCCGGCGGCUCGACGGCCGUCAUGGACUUCACGUCCCCGCGUCGCCUAAGCCACGCGCGCGACUCGCCCGACUUUGCCACCAACGCCGGCGGAACAGAGGGCUACAACCACUUCUGGCUCUUCGAGGACGUCGCGACCCACGGCUCUGCGUCUGAGUCGCCGGUGCUGACGCUCGCGAGCCCCUGGAACGGUAUCAAGGCCGAACUUCGGACGGACCAGCCCGGCGUCCAGAUCUAUACCAUGGGCUGGAGCGACGGGACUACGCCGUUGAAAUCGACCCAGGGCCGGGAGGGGGUGAGCAGUGUCGGGAGGAGUUCGGGUGUUGCUAUUGAGCCGCAGGAUUUCACGAAUGGUAUCAACAACCCGCAGUGGGGAAGACGGGAUGCCCAGAUUACUGGGCCUGGUGAGACUUAUACGUGGGAAGCUUCGUGGACUUUUGGUUUAACAGAGUAAAGGAUAGAUCUUCCAGGAGUAUGAUACCGAAUGAUAUGCAAGAAUAGUCGAGACCAAGCCCAGAGCAGCGUAUAAUCUGCCAGCAGAGAGACUGAUGGCCUUUAUAUUAUGCGAAGUUCAAGUGUCGAUCAUGUCGAUCAUGUCGAUCAAACCACUUCACUGGGAUAGGUGUGAGGUCUCAAGAUGAUAGUAAACAUACCAGCAGUGUACUGGGCUGCUACUGCACACGGGUACUCCUCACAUCAACUGGUACAGUUUACCACCGAGGCACGAGAAGACGAGCCCAGACAGGAUUCUUCCAGAAUGCAGAG